AUGGAUAUUUUUGCAUGGGAGUACAAAGACAUGAUCGGAGUCCCUCGGGUCCUCACGUUGGAAGGCAAGCCCUUCGUGACGGAACACCGUCUGAACGGACGAAAGCAUAUAGAGUCGGUUCACCAGAAAAAUCACAGCCUCUCUACCGAUAGAGAUGAAGCUGCUAGAAAGGAGGUAGAAGAACUACUGAGAGCCAGAAUAAUAAGAGAGUCCACCUACCCGGUUUGGAUCGCUAAUCUAGUGAUGGUAAAGAAAGGAGACCGGGGGGGGGGGGGGUGGCGGAUGUGUGUUGACUUCACAAAUAUAAACAGAGCUUGUCCGAAGGACUGCUACCCCCUGCCUGAGAUCGAUUGGAAGGUGGAAUCGCUAACGGAGCACAAACUAAAGUGCUUCCUGGACGCAUAUAAAGGAUAUCAUCAGAUACAAAUGGCCAAAGAAGACGAAGACAAAACAGCGUUCUACACAAGAGCUACGUACCAAAGAUUGGUUGACAAGGCCUUCGCCACACAAAUAGGAAGGAACUUAGAAGCAUAUGUCGACGAUAUGGUCAUCAAAAGCAGGGAUGAGGAAGGCCUCAUAGAGGACAUUCUCGAAACCUUCGGGAACCUCCAUCUCAGCGCCGAGGACGAUCAGAGAAGCCCAAAGCUUAAACGGCAAACUCCCCGCACUCAGCCAUUUCCUUUCUCGGGGCGUAGACAGGGAGCUCCCUUUCUUCAAAAUAUUGAAAGGUUGUACCAACAACAAGGACUUGCAUGGACAGACGAAGCAAAUAAGGCUCUAGAGCAAAUGAAAGAGUACAUCACAAACUUGCCAACACUCACAACUCCAAAACCAAAAGAAAACCUUUUCGUAUACCUGGCAGCCUCGCCCGAAUGCGUAAACGCAGUGUUGGUAGCCGAAAGGGAUAGGCACCAAAUUCCGAUCUAUUUCGUCAGCAGGGUUUUGCAGGGCGUAGAAGCCAAUUACUCAGAAUUAGAAAAACUUACUCUGGCAUUGGUCCACGCAAUACGAAGGCUACGAAGGUACUUCCAAGCACACCCCAUUGUCGUGUUAUCUGAUAAACCGAUAAAACAAAUAUUGUUAAAACCAGAAAAAUCAGGACGGGUGGUUAAAUGGGCCAUCGAACUAGGGGAACGCGACAUAGAAUUUAGAGCAAGGCAUGCAAUCAAAGGACAAGUAUUGGCCGAUUUCAUCAGCGAAGUCCACGAAGGGAAGAAGUCCAUGACACACUCUGUGUCACUGGAAGUGGUAGGAAGUGUCGAACACGACACCUGGAAAUUAUACACUGAUGGAGCUGCCAGUUCAGAUGGUUGUGGAGCUGGCCUCAUGCUAAUUAGCCCAAAAGAUAAAGAAUCCACCUACGCAUUGAGGUUCGAGUUUGAAGUAACAAACAAUGAGGCCGAGUAUGAAGCGCUACUAGCAGGACUGCGGAUGGCAAGAGACAUGAAGAUCCACAACAUCCAUGCGUAUGUUGAUUCCCAGCUGGUGGCAUGCCAAGUAAAGGGAGAAUCUGAUGCAAAACAAGGCACAACAAAGUUAUACUUACAAAAGGUACGAGAGUUGAUAGAAUGUUUCAGCCACUUCGAAAUAGAAGAUAUUCGAAGAAAUCAAAACAAAAAAGCAGAUGCCCUGGGCAAGUUAGCUUUGCUCACAUUUGGGCACCUAGGAAAGAAAGUAUUAGUAGAAGUCCUAAAAGAAAGGUCAAUCGAAGAAAAGCAAGUAUCGGACCUUGUGGACGAAGAAGGGGAGAUUUGGAUGACUCCCAUCUACGAAUUCUUAAUAAGCGGGAUACUCUCAACAGAUAAAGACGAAGCCCGGAAAAUAAGAGUUAAGGCUCCACAAUACAAAAUCCUCGAUAAAAAACUAUAUAAAAAAGGGUUCGUCACGCCUUGGCUUCGGUGCGCAGGACCUAAGCAAGCAGAAAUGAUCAUCAGGGAGAUACAUGAAGGAAUUUGCAGAGCCCAUUCAGGAGCACGGUCCGUCGCAACAAAGGCCAUGCGACUAGGAUACUUCUGGCCAACUAUGCAUCAAGACUUGACGGCACUGUUAAAGAAUUGCGAGGCACGUCAGCUACGAGCCAAUGUCUCAAGACAGCCAAAGAACGACAUGACCCUUCAUACAGCUAACAGAACAACGCCAAAGCGAAGCAACGGAGAAACCCCAUUCCGCUUAGCAUUCGGAACGGAGGCCGUAGCUCCAGCAGAAUUCCUAGUUUCCACCUAUCGGAUGCUAAAUACAGAAGGAAAUAAUGAAGAAUUACGAAUAGAUCUGGAUUUGCUUGAGGAACGAAGGGAAAUAGUAGCCAUUCGGGAAGCCGCCUUCAAAAAGAAAAUUGAGGGAUACUACAACAAAAGGGUGAAUCCCACAAGCUUUAAGACCGUAGACUACGUAUUCCGACUAAAUAGCGCAAGCGAAAAAGAGCACACGGGAAAAUUAGGACCAACGUGGGAAGGCCCAUACCGAGUAUAG
Messenger RNA from Erigeron canadensis, 2469 nucleotides. RefSeq lists its product as uncharacterized. Lineage: Eukaryota; Viridiplantae; Streptophyta; Magnoliopsida; Asterales; Asteraceae. Bases 1 to 2469 code for a protein of 822 amino acids. Gene Ontology annotation, molecular function: nucleic acid binding; RNA-DNA hybrid ribonuclease activity. The transcript is spliced from 4 exons. The record is from RefSeq and is a predicted model, not a curated record.